Molecule: messenger RNA, 1665 nt
Organism: Olea europaea var. sylvestris
Lineage: Eukaryota; Viridiplantae; Streptophyta; Magnoliopsida; Lamiales; Oleaceae
Product: peroxidase 10-like
Exons: 9
Coding region: 1-1527 (508 amino acids)
Biological process (GO): response to oxidative stress; hydrogen peroxide catabolic process
Molecular function (GO): peroxidase activity; heme binding
Source: RefSeq, a predicted model, not a curated record
AUGGAAGGAGGUUAUGGAUCUGUUCAACUGUUGCGGUGGACUGAAUGGCGGCUGUUUGUUAAAAUUGGGCGUUUAAGCAUAAGCAGGGGAGUAACUACCAACAGUAAACACAUCCAUGCCGAGAACUAUCAAACAGAAGCCAGUGCAAUACCUAGACUUCGAGUUCAGGCUGAGAGAUACGUAGUCCCGUUCUUCAAUAAUCCUUUCACCUUAGAAGAUAUGGGGCGUAAAACCUUCUACCCAACUACUGCUUUCUUUUGCUUGAUCUUCUAUUUUGCACCCUUAGCCAAAGGCCUACCUGAUUAUGGUUACCAUGAUAAGUUCGAUGGACGUCUUAGUUGCAAUUUCUAUGAUAAAUCUUGCCCUAACUUCCUCAUGUUAGUUAAGUGGGGUGUUUGGGCAGCGUUCAAGAAUGACACGAGAAUAGCUGCAUCCCUUCUUCGGCUGCAUUUUCAUGACUGUUUCGUAAUUUGUGAAUCUCUUAAACUGAGUAAUGUGAAACCAAACAUUAGAAAUGAAGAUUUUUCAAAUCAUGGAUGUGAUGGCUCUGUUCUUCUUGAUGAUACUCAAGAACUCAAGGGUGAGAAGAAUGCUUUACCCAACCGCAAUUCAGUUCGAGGAUUUGAAGUUAUUGACAGUAUAAAGGCAGAUGUACAAAAAUCCUGCUCAGCAAUUGUAUCUUGUGUUGGCAUAAUGACUCUUGCAGCUAGAGAAGCUGUUUCUUUGGUGAGUCACAUCGAUGACUUAUUUUACACGAAUUAUAUGCUACUAGACAAGAUGGUUCAUCACGAUAUUGAAGCAGAUAAAGGUUGUGGGUUCAAGUCUCUCUGCCACCCAUUUAUGAAAAUUGACUUUUCAGGAGGGCCUUAUUUGCCUGUUGCUUUAGGCAGGCAAGAUGGAUUAACUGCAACCAAGGGUCUUGAUUUGAAGGAUACUGUAGUUCUUUCUGGCACUUCUUACUUUCUGUUUCCUUGUAAUACCAAGAAAAAGAAGAUUACCUGUCACUUCAAAUAUCGUUAUUUAGAUGCUAAAACAAUUUUGGGAAAAAUGGAGCAAAUACUAUUGGUUUUGCUCAAUGCUUCACUUUCAAGAGGAGGCUCUGGAAAGCCAGAUCCUACGCUCGAUUCUUCAUUUCUCUUGAACUUGCAGAGCACUUGUUCUGAUGCUGAUGCAUCAAACAGCAAGCUUGCUCCUCUCGACUCGCAGAGCAUCUACAGGUUUGAUAACAUGUACUAUAAGAACCUGCUGAACAACACAGGCCUUCUUGAAUCUGAUCAAGCUUUAAUUGGAGAUCCAAAGGCUGCUGCAAUGGUCAAGGACUAUAGUAUGGAUCCAUUUCUCCAUUCAAAAGAUUUUGCAGCAUCAAUGGUAAAGCUUGGAAAUAUUGUCUGGGGAGAUUCAAAAAAAAUGUCGCUUCAUAAACUAGUUUGCAUAAGAAAUGCUUUUCAUCUUUCCAUCAAAAAUAAUCGUGGCGUCUAUGAUAAGGCAUGUGAGACACUACUAGAAAAUAAUAAUAAAGAAAAAUAGUUAAUAUCUUAUUCAUUUUACUGACAGACGCCGUUCAGUAUAGUGUACCAAACAUGUCAUUGAUGUGUUAUCAUUAAGGGGACUAUAAUGGUCCUUACUCAGCGCUUUUGGAAGAAAUAUUAUCCUUGAUAAUUGGAU